Molecule: messenger RNA, 312 nt
Organism: Prunus armeniaca (apricot)
Lineage: Eukaryota; Viridiplantae; Streptophyta; Magnoliopsida; Rosales; Rosaceae
Source: the annotation of a GenBank genome assembly
AUGGACGGCUCGUCCCUGGCCGCAUGGUUGUUAAGGAUUCCUCCAUGUGGUCUAGUCAAACGAUCGUCGGAUUGGAUUGUUCUUCCCUUGGUACAUGAUGAUGGUGUGAGGUAUAAACGUCUGAUUGAUAGUUUGGAAAGUGUUGUUCAGCAACGUACGCCUUGGAUAGGGCGUUGUGGAAAAGGAAUCGGCGAAACGUGGGAUUUUGGAAUGAGAUUUGUGGAUGGUGGUUGCUUAGUUUUUGCUGAAUUUCUGGUGGAGCUCAUGGCGGCGAGUUUCGGUGGUCCAGCAGUGUUAAGGCUAUUUUCAUAA